Molecule: messenger RNA, 675 nt
Organism: Chaetomium globosum CBS 148.51
Lineage: Eukaryota; Fungi; Ascomycota; Sordariomycetes; Sordariales; Chaetomiaceae
Exons: 2
Coding region: 1-675 (224 amino acids)
Source: RefSeq, a predicted model, not a curated record
AUGCCCGGUGAGCCCUUCCCCUCGGAGACCCCCGUGCCGACCCCCACCCCGGGCGGCGGGCCGCCACCCGCCGACGGCGAUAAUGGCGGAGACGGCAACGGCGGCGGGGGUGGUCUGAGCGGCGGCGCCUUCGUGGGGAUUGCCAUCGGCGGCGCCGCCGUGCUGAUCCUGGGCGCCGCGCUGGUGUACCUGUGCGGCCGCCGCGGCGGGUUCGAUAAGGCGUACCGCAAGUCGGCGCCGCCCGCUUCCGCCGCCGCGGUCGGUGGUGGUGGUGGCGCGCCCGGGUCGCCGGGUAUGGUGGAGGCCAACUAUGCGAAUGCCGCGGGCGCGGGCGCGGGCCUGGGCCUUGCGGCUGCGGCUGCGGGUCAUAAUCCUAAGAGUCCCGGCCAGGGCACCAUCUCGACGUAUGAUGGGAGGAACUCGGUUUAUGCGGGCCCGUAUCCGUAUCCCGGCACUACCCCGUCGCCUGCACCGCCUGGCGGGGGCCCGGCGCCGGCGUAUGGCUUUGCCCCGGCUGGGCAGCACGGUCAUCAUGAUGGAUCUCCGCAUUCGUCGCCUCGGGCCGAUCAGUACACGCCUUUCCUCCAGCCCCAGGCCCCGGCACCGGUGGAGCUGUCAGCCGGGGAUGCGCCCCCGCCGACGCAGUCGCCGCCUCCGGGGUAUCAGGGGAGGUGA